Messenger RNA from Girardinichthys multiradiatus, 1180 nucleotides. RefSeq names its product Ras-related protein Rab-33B-like. The transcript is spliced from 2 exons. The coding region runs from base 53 to 757 and encodes 234 amino acids. Lineage: Eukaryota; Metazoa; Chordata; Actinopteri; Cyprinodontiformes; Goodeidae. Gene Ontology annotation, molecular function: GTPase activity; GTP binding. Gene Ontology annotation, biological process: Rab protein signal transduction. Gene Ontology annotation, cellular component: endosome; Golgi apparatus. The record is from RefSeq and is a predicted model, not a curated record.
UUCUGAGUUCUCGCGAGAUCUUACCAGCGUCCAGACGGCAACGAGAUGAGCCAUGGCAAUAGAAAACAACCCAGAGGAGGAAUUUGACACAGUUUUCAGUCUAAAUGACUCCCUGCAGCUCUCCUCCCAUUCAGAGCAAGACUGCGGAAAGGCACGAAUCUUCAAGAUAAUUGUCAUAGGGGACUCAAACGUGGGGAAGACGUGCUUAACUUACCGCUUCUGCGGGGGCACUUUCCUGACAAACCCAGAGGCGACUAUCGGGGUGGAUUUCAGGGAGAGGACGGUGGAGCUGGACGGAGAGAGAAUCAAGUUGCAGAUUUGGGACACCGCAGGUCAGGAGCGUUUCAGGAAGAGCAUGGUGGAGCACUACUACCGCAGCGUUCACGCCAUCAUCUUUGUGUAUGACGUGACCAAUCUGCCCUCCUUCGAAAGCAUCCCUGAGUGGAUUGAAGAGUGCAGCAAACACUCCGUGGGGCCCCUGGUGCCACGUAUCAUAGUAGGAAACAAGUGUGACCUGAGGGAACACCGGCAGGUGCCCACCUCUGCUGCUCACUGUCUUGCUGACAGCUAUAACUUCCCCCUUUUCGAGACUUCGGCCAAAGACCCUGCUGAGAAGGAGCAUGUUGAUGCCAUCUUUCUGACUUUAGCUUAUCGACUUAAGAGCCACAAACCUCUGAGACUGAAGCAGCUAAGUGAGAGCUGUGUCAGGCAGCUGAGGGACCAGAGAGAGCAGGAAACAACGUCGUGUCAGUGCUAAGGUUAACCUGUGGACUCAUAAAGUGGACAAAAGCCCACGGCAGCCGACAGAACAUCUAUUCAAAACCAACUUUUGUCACUAAAUUAGUGAGCAGCAUUUAAAAAGUGGAAAGAAGCUUUCUCUGAUUUCUAAAAAUGUUUUCUGGCUGAUGUGAGGCACAGCUCAUGGUCAUCACAGCAAAGUUGGAGCAAUGUUUAACCAAUAUUUCAACAAAACGCAUGAGUGAAUGUGGGGUUAUAUCAAGCAUUUGCAGUUAAGAAGAUAAUUAGGAAUGACAUGCAACUUCAAAAUCUAUCUCUCUCUGGCAGAAUUAUCUAUCAUCAAACUACAAUUCAGACAGGUGGACAGAAAAUUAAAAGAAAUAGAAGUGUUUAACUUGACCAAAGCAGAUAGAAUGUCAAUAAAACUGUGAAGAAAAUUGAA